AUGGUUGCAGAGGAGAUCUUUGAAUCAUGCUUGCCUGUUCUCAACGAUGCUGAUAUUGACGAGGAGGAAAAGGCAGAAAGACUAGAAGAGUUUCUGCGCGACAAGGCUCAGUUAGAGGGAACAGCUCUAGAGAAUGCUGUGCUGGAUGUCCUCUGGCGCCAUCGCAACUCCCUGAAGGGCGGCGCCUCGCCUCCCCCGCUUCGACAUACUGUCAUCCGCCGCUCUUCGCCUGCAUCGUGGCAGCUCACUCACUCAUCGACUCCCAUAUCUUCCCCGUCUACCAGUACCGCUGCCCUCUCCGGCUUUCCCGUUCCGCGUGGUGGCUUUCCCCGUACCCCUCGGUCCUUGACGGCAUCCCCCUUUACGUCCCCUCGCCCCUCACCUCGCCUUGCGUUCGUUCAGCCAAUUCCCCACAGCCCCAGCCUCAAUGCAUACGAAUUUGCUGAAAAAACAUCAAUACCGGAAUAUGGUGACCUAGGGAGUGAUAAUGUAGAUUGGCUGGUGAACGAAGAUGCCAAGAGCACUGUGUCGUCUACCGCCCUGAGCGGCGCUGCUCCGGAGUGGGUAGCCCCAAAUGAUAUGAGUCCAUAUGAUAUAUUACGAUCUGUUUUGGGCGACAGGAAUUCAAACGAUGACAUUGAGGCGGCGCUGGUGGCCAACGGUUACGAUCUUGGCGCGACGAUAGCUGCUUUGACCGAAAAGGACGCUGUGAACAAUACUGCAACCUCGAGCAAUGAAGGCAGAAUUCUGGUUGGGAAGUCCAUGGCUAUGGAACUUUCACGUCCUUCGACGCCGUCAAAUCAAACCCGGAGCCCGAUUGUUUGCAAAUACUGGUUAUCCACCGGCCAAUGUCUUCGCGCGGACUGUCGCUUCAGUCACGAUUUGACAAAUCAUAUCUGCAAAUACUGGCUGGUGGGCAAUUGCCUUGCUGGAGAUGCCUGCCCUUUUUCCCAUGACCCCUCCGCGUUGGUCGGAUGCCUCAACUUUGGGGUGAAUGCUAACACAACCUUUGGCUCUUCGGCGACACAGUCCCAGCAAAUGCUACAUCCGCACGACAACUAUGAGGCUUUCCCAGCUUUGCAGCAAGCGAUCGGUGAUCAGUGGCCUACAUUCUACCCUCAAAAGCCUUCAGCUCAGUUUAUGCCUAGCUCCAAUCCACACCACCGCGGAGUUUCUCCUUCUAAUGUUCGAAAUAGAAAUAGCCUGCUAGGUCAAUCUUCACGACCCCAUUCACGACCAACUAGUCGACAUCAACAGCGCGAUUCCGCCGGAUCUGCACUGUCCGUUGAUGACCCGGAGAUGUUUCCCACCCUCUCAUCACUGAAUCCAAAGGCCUCGGGCAAAAAGCACCAUGGAAAACGUGGUGGACAUAACCUCACCCGGGACGGAAAUGUUAAUAAGGAGGCCUCACAAAACUCUAUCGCUGACGUAGUUCGAAUGUCACCCUCCUCAAACCAACGCAAGGGUACACCCAAGGCCAUACGUCCUGUCAAUGAUAAUAACGAGAGUGUCGGUGCUUCUCCUUCAAUACCUACACCCCAACAUUUGCCGUGGCUUGAAACAGGCCCUCGUACUAAUCAACUAUAUGUCAAAUGUCGUGUGGAUGCGAUCACACAUGGUAAUGUCAGAAAUAAGUUUCUUCAAAGUGCUGCUCAAGCAUGGAACCGUAACGACGCAAGGGCUGCAAAGGCUUUGUCCCUUCGUGGCCAGGCUGAGAAUGAGGCGAUGCGCCGUUGUUACCGUGAAGCUGCGCGUCACCUUUAUGACUCUGGCAUUAAAGAAUUAGAAUCCAAUCCUGACCAUGAACUAUACGUUGAUCUACAUGGAUUCCAUCCCGGCGAGGCAAUUGAGCACCUAGAAAAUACCCUUAAAGAAAAUGCGAAGGUGAACCGAAAACUUCUCUAUGCCAUUACGGGUACUGGUCACCACAGCAAAAAUGGAAAGGACAAGAUCGGAAAAGCUGUAAAGAAUUGGCUUACAGACUGGCAAUACGUAUUUUGUGAGUUCAACGUGCCGAGCGAGCGUGGUGGGUACAUCGGAGGAGUGCUUGGUAUAGAUCCCACGAGCAGCGACCGGAGCAAAAGGCUUUCAAAGAUGAAUGGAAAAGAUUUAAAUGAGGAUAAAAAAGCCCUUCAGGAUGUUAAGGACAGCCUCGAUGCUGGAUGCUCCACGAUGGCCCCUAAGAUGGGCAAAAUACAACUUUUGAAAAGGGAAGAACCCGAAAAGAGAUAG
Ophidiomyces ophidiicola is the source of this 2232-nucleotide messenger RNA. RefSeq lists its product as uncharacterized. The record is from RefSeq and is a predicted model, not a curated record. Gene Ontology annotation, cellular component: nucleus. Bases 1 to 2232 code for a protein of 743 amino acids. Gene Ontology annotation, biological process: negative regulation of DNA-templated transcription. Lineage: Eukaryota; Fungi; Ascomycota; Eurotiomycetes; Onygenales; Onygenaceae. The transcript has 3 exons. Gene Ontology annotation, molecular function: RNA binding; metal ion binding.